AAAUUUAAAUUUCAAAAACAGUACACAUAUCAUAAAAAGCGGAACGACAACGGCAACCACCAGCCAGCUGUCAACUACCAUUAUUAUUAUUUUUGUAUAGAAAAAUAUCAGCCUUCAAACAAAAGCAUCCAAGAACUCAUUUCCUAUAUAUUCCCUUUCCCGGAAACCCUAACCCGCACUCAGAAAAUCUUCUCCAGAGCGUCUUUGCAUACGCAUCUGGCUUUUUUCCUUCCUUCUUUCUGUCAAUCUAGCUUAAGUUCUUAGGAGAAAGAAAGUUUUAGCGAAAAUGAGAGAGUGCAUUUCGAUCCACAUCGGACAGGCCGGUAUCCAGGUUGGCAACGCUUGCUGGGAGCUCUACUGCCUCGAGCAUGGCAUUCAGCCUGAUGGACAAAUGCCCAGUGAUACCACAGUUGGUGGCGGUGAUGAUGCCUUCAACACUUUCUUCAGCGAAACUGGUGCUGGAAAACACGUUCCUCGUGCAGUGUUUGUGGACCUUGAGCCAACUGUGAUUGAUGAGGUGCGCACUGGAACAUACCGUCAGCUUUUCCACCCUGAACAGCUCAUCAGUGGCAAAGAGGAUGCUGCCAACAACUUUGCCAGAGGUCAUUACACCAUUGGCAAAGAGAUUGUGGAUCUCUGCCUUGAUAGGAUCCGCAAGCUGGCAGACAACUGCACUGGGCUACAGGGAUUCUUGGUUUUCCAUGCUGUUGGUGGCGGCACUGGAUCUGGGCUUGGAUCCCUUCUCCUGGAGAGGCUCUCGGUUGACUAUGGGAAAAAAUCAAAGCUGGGCUUCACCAUAUACCCUUCGCCUCAGGUCUCCACUGCCGUUGUUGAGCCUUACAACUCUGUCCUCUCGACCCAUUCUCUGCUGGAGCACACCGAUGUCGCUGUUCUUCUCGACAAUGAGGCUAUCUAUGACAUCUGCCGCAAAUCUCUCGACAUUGAGAGGCCCACCUACACUAAUCUCAACAGGCUCAUUUCUCAGGUAAUUUCCUCCUUGACAGCCUCUCUGAGGUUUGACGGCGCCCUGAAUGUGGACGUGAACGAGUUCCAGACGAACCUUGUCCCGUACCCGAGAAUUCACUUCAUGCUCUCGUCUUAUGCUCCUGUAAUCUCGGCUGAGAAGGCCUACCACGAGCAGUUAUCAGUUGCUGAGAUCACCAACACUGCCUUUGAGCCUUCGUCCAUGAUGGUGAAAUGUGACCCACGACAUGGAAAGUACAUGGCUUGCUGCCUCAUGUACAGAGGUGAUGUGGUCCCAAAGGAUGUUAAUGCAGCUGUGGCCACUAUCAAAACCAAACGCACCAUUCAGUUUGUCGACUGGUGCCCGACUGGAUUCAAGUGCGGCAUCAACUACCAGCCACCAACUGUGGUCCCUGGUGGUGACCUGGCAAAGGUGCAGAGGGCCGUGUGCAUGAUAUCGAACUCGACCAGUGUUGCUGAGGUGUUCUCGAGGAUUGACCACAAGUUUGACCUGAUGUAUGCGAAGAGGGCCUUUGUGCACUGGUACGUGGGUGAGGGCAUGGAGGAAGGGGAGUUCUCGGAGGCCAGGGAGGAUUUGGCUGCGCUUGAGAAGGAUUAUGAGGAGGUUGGUGCAGAGAGUGCUGAGGGGGAUGAGGACGAGGAUGAGGGCUAUUGAGUGUCGAUUGUCUGUCUCAUCUUCUGUUUCUGUGUUUUGAAUUUGAACUCUCUUUGUGCUGUCAUGAUUUUUUCUGUUUUUGUGUGUUUGUUUCUGGGUGAGUGUGGUGGUGUUUGAACUCAAGUGUGUGUCAUUUGGUUGUUGCUUGUUGUUUGGGUUUUCGGUGGUGGUGUUAAUCUCCUUCUAUGAAAUACUACUCGUCUUUUAUUUGGUUUUUAAUGUCAGUACUUUUUGUUAUAAGUAUUUCAAUUCUAAACCAAUACUAUUUAUUAAUUAUAUAGGGUGUGAAUGACUACUUUGUAUUUGAUGUAAUUUUAUAUUUUAUGAUUGUGCCAUUGGAAUUUUAUUUACAACUAGGAAAUAUAAUUGUGCCAUUAGGAAUUUUAUAUUUCCUAGUUGUAAAUACAUUCUUUUAUU
Messenger RNA from Striga asiatica, 2056 nucleotides. Lineage: Eukaryota; Viridiplantae; Streptophyta; Magnoliopsida; Lamiales; Orobanchaceae. The record is from the annotation of a GenBank genome assembly.